Molecule: messenger RNA, 4219 nt
Organism: Aphis gossypii (cotton aphid)
Lineage: Eukaryota; Metazoa; Arthropoda; Insecta; Hemiptera; Aphididae
Exons: 5
Coding region: 893-2557 (554 amino acids)
Molecular function (GO): oxidoreductase activity
Source: RefSeq, a predicted model, not a curated record
CAUAACGUCCGUCCGCCGGUUGUGUCCGCUCGCGUCGUUCCCGCAUAUAUCGCCGAGCACGUAUACACCCAUAUAUCGUACCCUACGUAUAUGGACCGCAAACCCGUAGUGCUGCAGCAGUAGUUUCAAACACUACGUCACAUAGAAUAUACGACUAUUGAUAUUAUAAUAUUAUUACAUCGCGUACAGGAAUACGUGAGAAAAUAGUGCGCGCGGGGUGCGUGUAAACAUACACGGACAACAGUUGUCUUGUGUGAGACCAUAACAAUAAUUGCUGUUUUCGACGGUUGAUGUGUGUGUACAAAAACCGUUAAAGUUUUCUCUCAUCUCGUCGUACAUAAUUAUUUAAUAUUUAAAUAUUAUAAUAUAUAAUACGUAUACAAUCCGUCCGUAUUAUACACGACACACUGCACGUGCGAGGAAUAUCCGGCAUCGCGUACCAUCGACUCUAAAUGAGUUACCGUGGGUCUCAACACCGGUGUAGGAGAGCAAUCGUCUCGUGUUCCACAAAUAAAUCGUUCCCCCGGUGCACCGGUAGUGGCGGUACGACACCGACGCGGCCAGCGACUUCAGAGGGUGGUAGAUAGUGCGUCUGCAUCAGCAUCCGCGACGAUUUCGUCAUAAUCAGCCGAGACGACCUCCGCUGCACAUUAUUGCUCACGACGCAACGCUUAGUGCUCAAUAAUACACAUAACUGUAACUAAACUGUUUUCAAUCUCAAAUAUAAUAAUUUAAAUAAAAGUACAUAUAUUAUAUACUGUUAUAAUAUUAUCGUACAUAUUAUAAAGUGCACAUAUUUAUAUAACACAAACCGCUGAGCAUUUCCAGUGCCUACCUAUAAUAAUAUAUUAUAAAAUAUUUAUAUACGGCGUUCAUAUAACCGAGCGUUUCGAUGGACAACCAAAACAACAGCACCACCUCUACUUUCCUGCCACCACCCAUUGACGGCGAGGCGUCGGCGCCGCUCGCGCAACCCGACGACGAUUUCGUGGUACCCCUUUCAGCGGCCGGUACCCCCAAUACGCCGGCCGACGACGGCGGCACCGGAUCUACCGUGUCGCCCGUGACUCCUGUCCACCUCAAUCGUCAGCCGCACGCAUUGAUGAUGGACGAUGACCAGGCGGCCAACGCCGCCACCGAUAGCGGUGCGACGGACGACAACUCUGUGCUGUUGCCGCCGCCCGAAGAGACGGACAGCGAAGAGAAACCGAACAAAGACGGCGGAGACGAUGGAGAUAACGGCGGCGAAGACAACAACGAAAACAGGGCCGGCGAAGACGACGACCAGGUACCAGUUCUAGCCAUGUCGGGCAUUCUACCAGCCACGGCUACUGGAGGUGGCCCGAUUUCCGACUCGAAGAAAAACGCCGGCGGACCGAACGACUCGCUGACCGGCGGAGCACCCGGGACCGGAAACGGAGAAAGCAAAUCCAAAGAGAAAUCACGUUAUACUACUGGUAGCGGUACCGGUGCCGGAACAGAUGUGGAAGACUCCGGAACCAACAAUCCGCAGGCGGCUUUGGGAUGUGGAACUACGUUUGAAUAUGUAGUACUAGUAACAGCGUGCUCAAUUUUGUUAUUGGCCGUCACUGGCACUACCGUUUACUGGACCAUGGCCUACAGAGGCGGAUACGACCCCAACUGGUUUCCCUGGCCACCACAGACCCCGAAGCAAAUGUUAUCCGUCGGCGUAUUCACUUAUAAGCAUCCGCAAAACUUCACUGCCGGCGGCAGCGACAUUAGUACUACAACAAUUGCAACGACUACAGUGGAACAGCAACAGCAAUCUUCGCAAUUAAACACAUCGACUUCAAAUGUUUUGAUCGAAGAUCGGCGAUUCAACCUGCACCCAACUCUAAUGACGGUCGGUUUCGUCACUUUAACCGGAUUUUCUAUAUUGGUGUACAGAAUGGCCGCUGGAUGUUCGACUUCGUGCAGGGGUACUUAUGUGAAAUUAACCCACGGACUUUUGCAUUUGGCUACCGUACCGUGCGUGGUGUUGGGAGCUGUGGCUGCUAUGGAAUAUCAUCGUUUGAAAGGAUUGCCGCAUUUGUAUUCGCUACACAGUUGGAUGGGAUUAUUGACCGUUUCACUUUUUGUAAUUCAGUUUACCCUUGGAUUGUUCACGUUCGUUGUGCUAUUGUGUUGUCGCGGCGCAACGGCUGCGUGCCGCCUACGAUGUUUUGCGCCCAUACACGCCACUCUGGGACUGUGCACGUUCACAUUGGCCAUAGCUACCUGUCUCACCGGACUUCAGCAACGCGCCGACUUCUCGAUAUUCAGCAAUAAUAAUGGAGACGGUAAACAGACAAUAUCUGAGUUGAUCAAACAAAAGUUACACUUGAACAAGGAACCGGUAGUGGUUAAUGUGUUGGCUGUCUUGCUGGUAUCCGUGCUGGUAAUUGUAUCGUACACGGUACGCCGAGAGUCACUUAAGCGGAGGCCCAACAACAAACCGUCAUACACGGCAACAGUGAGUCCACUGCGCAUAAAAUCUUCGUCGUCGUCUACCGGAAAGUUUGGAUCGGGAAAGCAAUCGUCGCAGCCUCCGGUUUGAGGUGCAUAUACACACGUCAUUCCGCAACGACUUCUGCCAUCACUUCUAUAUUUAAAACAAACAAAAUACAAUUAAUAACAAAAGUACAACUACAAAUUGUCAUCGUCGUGUAAUCAGUCUUAUACUAUAUUUAUAGAAAUAACAAUAUACAUUCUAAAAUUUGUUUCUCCUAUAUCAUUGCAACCGGCCUACAUUUUCAUUUCCAUUUUCAUAUUAUUAUUUUUUUUUUAUUAUCUAUAAUAAGUACACUAAUACGUUAACAUUCAUUGGCCGUAACAUUGCGCAAUUAUUAAUGAAAACUCUAAGUAACAUUAUUUAACUAAUCUUUGUGUUCCACAUUCCUAAUUGUCUUCCUAUUUCCAUAUUUCUCUUUAGAUAGGUACUAUUAUGCGUAUGUUUGUUUAUGUGAAUAUAACAAAUUACAAUAACUUACCGAUAUUGAAAUAAUAUUUCAGAUCGAUUAUAUUAUAUUCACAUGUGUACCUAUAAUUAAUAGUAUAGUAAGUAUUAACCUACACAAUAACGUAGUUAGACAAUGAUACAGUUAAAUGGAAUUGACUUUUUUUCUAAAAUAUUGCGUCUUUUCUACUAUAGAUAUUCUUUGUCUAUGUUCAUACGCACACUUGUAUACUCUCGUGUGUACUAUAUAAUUUGUGUGUGCGUAUGAAUGUUAGAUUAUUACAUUAAAAUAUUAUGGAAUUUUUUUUACAACAAUAACGUACCUAUUUGAUAAAUGUAUAGGAUUAAGUAAAAAAAAAAUAUAUAAUACGUUUGGCACGGUUGUUUUUACAAUACUAAAACUCAAGAGUGUCUAUCAAUUUAUACCUAUAUUAUAAUAUUAUGUUCAUAAAAAACACAACAUUUAUAAUGUGUGAAGGUUUAGAAUAAACUAUUUAAAACAAUUCGACCAAAUUUAAAACAAUCGCGAGUUUUACACAUUAUUUGAUGUAAAAUUAUUAUAUACUAUUAUUAUUUAUUAUAAUUAUUAUCAUUAGCAGUGUGUGUGUGUGUGUGUGUAAUUUUUUUCAAAAAUAUAAAUACAUUUAACUAUAAGAUAAGUUAUUAUUAUCGAAACUAUACUAAUAUAAUAUUAUUUAUAAAUUAUUAAUGUUUUUCGUAAUAUUUGUAUUUAAAUUUUUAACAAAAACAACAUAGAAUAUUAUUACUAUAUAAAUAUAUAUGCGUAGGCAAAAAAUAGAGAUUAUUAUUAUCAUUAUUAUUAUAUAUAUUAUAUAUAAUAUAUAUAUAUAUAUAUAUAAUAUAUUAAUAUUAAUAUAUUAUUGUUUUUGUUAUUGAUAAUUUUUUAUUAUUAUUAUUAUUAUUAUUAUUAUAUUAUUAUUAUUACUAUUUAUAUUUCUAAUUUAUUGUACGUUUUUUUGGGUGUUGUAAUUAAUUUUAUUAAAUAGCUUUAGAGAAAAAAAGGAAUAGAAUUUUUACAAAAAAAACUUACGCGUACUAUAUACCAUUACUAAUUAUAGCUAUUACAAGUACCGAUUUAUUAUUAUUAUUAUUAUUAUUAUUAUCUAGCAUAAUAUAAUUAAUAUGUAUAUUAUAUAUAUAUAUUAUAAUACUACAUAUACAUAUUACUAUUAACAUUAUUAUAAUUAGUUGUUUUACUAUAUAAUAAAUGAUAAAUACAUUUUCAAAACUUCUUUAAAUGUA